Molecule: messenger RNA, 5967 nt
Organism: Grus americana (Whooping crane)
Lineage: Eukaryota; Metazoa; Chordata; Aves; Gruiformes; Gruidae
Gene: MTMR10
Product: myotubularin related protein 10
Exons: 17
Coding region: 320-2782 (820 amino acids)
Source: RefSeq, a predicted model, not a curated record
GGCCGGCAGGCGGCCGCCCUCGCGGGGAGGCGGAGGGAGCCGCGGGGGGGAGGGGGGCUCCAUGAGGGGUUGCGGCAGCCCCAGGCCGGGCCUGCCCAGGCGGCUGACUCCUCCCUUGGGGAAGGAGGGUGCGCUGGGGCCGCCUCCGCCCGCCGGGGCCGCCGCCGUGUGACUGGGAGCUCGCAGCCCCGAGUGGCUGCGGGGCGCCGGGCCUGAGCCGGCGGGCGUCGACACCCUGCCCCCGCGGGACGGGGCCUCCUGGGCCCGGCCCGGCCCGCCGCUCCCUCCCGGCCCGCCGGGGUCCCCGCCGGCAGCAACAAUGUUUUCUCUCAAGCAGCCCAAGCCCACCUUCAAGUCCUACCUUCUGCCGCUGCCUCAGGCUGAUGACCAUAUAAUGUCAGAACCAAGGAUUAAAAAACUGGAACCAGUACUUUUGCCAGGUGAAAUUGUGGUAAAUGAAGUAAACUUUGUAAGAAAAUGCAUCGCAACAGAUACAAGUCAAUAUGACCUGUGGGGCAAAUUGGUUUGCACUAACUUCAAGAUUUCCUUUAUUACGGAUGACCCAAUGCCACUGCAGAAAUUCCAUUAUAAAAACCUCCUCCUUGGUGAACAUGACGUCCCAUUAACAUGCAUUGAGCAGAUUGUCACAGUGAAUGACACCAAGAGGAAGCAGAAGGUCCUUGGUCCCAACCAAAAACUUAAAUUUAAUCCAACUGAAUUAAUAAUUUAUUGCAAAGACUUCCGUAUUGUCAGAUUUCGUUUUGAUGAAGCGGGUCCUGAAAGUGCAAAAAAGGUAACCUGUUCAGUGCUGCAUGUUUUUCCUGAUGUCCAGCUUGAAUGUCCCAAGAUGAGUUUCUGGUUGCUGCCCGUUAUGUCAUCUGGCAAGACUGAGUCUGUAACUACCUUCCUGGCAGUGGUUUCCUGCAGUCUCAUUAUUGCACAGGUGUGCCUUGCGAUAGCUCAUUAUUCUCAGCCAACGGAUCUUCAGCUUCUCUUUGCAUUUGAGUAUGUUGGCGAAAUAUAUCAUAAUCCAGCAAAGAAGGUGAAUGGAAUAGACCCAGGAGGUGGUGGUGGUGGCAUCGGCAGUGCCAGUGGUCAGCAGACACCUCUGUUUGAAACUUACUCUGAUUGGGAUAGAGAAAUCAAAAGGACAGGUGCAUCAGAGUGGAGAGUUUGUUCAGUCAAUGAAGGUUAUAUGAUAUCUACUUGCCUUCCAGAAUAUUUUGUGGUUCCAUCUUCCUUAGCAGAUCAAGACCUUAAGCUGUACUCCUACUCUUUCAUUGGGAGACGAAUGCCAUUAUGGUCCUGGAACCACCCUAACGGGAGUGCCCUUGUGAGAAUGGCCAACAUUAAAGAUGUAUUGCAACAAAGAAGAAUUGAUCAAAGGAUUUGUAAUGCAAUAACUCGAAGCCAUCCCUUGAGAAGUGACGUUUACAAGUCUGAUCUGGACAAGUGUCUCCCCAACAUCCAGGAAAUCCAGGCUGCACAUAUCAAACUCAAACAGCUGUGUGUUAAUGAGCCUUUUGAAGAAACUGAAGAGAAGUGGCUGUCCUCACUGGAAAAUACUCACUGGUUAGAGUAUAUUAGAUCGUUUCUUAAGCAUUCUGCUGAGCUUGUAUAUAUGAUGGAGUGUAAGCAUGUUUCUGUAGUUCUGCAAGAGGAAGAGGGACGGGACCUGAGCUGUCUUGCUGCUUCUCUCAUUCAAGUCAUGCUGGAUCCCUAUUUCCGAACAAUUGUUGGAUUUCAAAGCUUAAUACAGAAGGAAUGGGUCAUGGCAGGAUACCAGUUUUUAGAUAGGUGUAACCACUUGAAGAGAUCUGACAAAGAGUCUCCUUUGUUCUUGAUGUUUCUUGACUGUGUUUGGCAGCUGCUAGAACAAUACCCAGCAGCCUUCGAGUUUUCUGAGAUGUACUUGACCAUAUUGUACGACAGUGCACGUAUCUCCUUGUUUGGCACUUUCCUUUUCAAUUGUCCUCAUCAGCGAGUAAAGGAAAGCACUGAAUUUGCCAUAAGCAAAAACAUUCAGCUGGGUGAUGAGAAAGGCCUCAGAUUUCCUUGUGUUUGGGACUGGUCUCUUCAGUUUACAAGCAGGGAUCGCCUGCUCUUUCACAACCCUUUGUAUAUUGGCAAGAGUGCACCAUGUGUACAAAACGGAGCAGUGAAAACUUUUAAACGCGCAAAGAAAAACUACAGCUCCACGUUACGAGGUGUCCCCCCGGCAUUAAAAAAUGGAAUCAUCAGUGAGCAAGAGUUCCUUCCAAGAAGAAACUCUCUGAUACUAAAACUGAAACCGGAUUUCUUACAGCAAGCAGAGAGUCAGAGUAACAGUAUGGAACAGUACUUCAGAGACUGGUUUGCAAAGCCUGUCGAUUUGCACGGCGUAAUUCUACCCCGUAUCUCUGGAACGCAAAUAAAACUGUGGAAACUGUGCUACUUCCGCUGGGUUCCUGAGGCCCAGAUUAACCAUGGUGGCUUCAUCACUGCUUUCCAUAAAGUUUCUUUGCUGGCAGAUGAAGUAGACACGUUAAACCGGAACCUUCGGCAGUACAAAAGCAACUCGUCUUUGCAAGGCAACUGCUCCGAACUGGAUCAAAGCAGGAUGUACUUCAGAGCAAAUAGUUUAAAUGACACCUCUGGGGCCCCAGACUUUCUCUCCUCCUCAUUCCCAUUUUCUCCUGUAGGGAACCUAUGCAGACGGAGCAUUCUGGGAACACCUUUAAGCAAAUUUUUAAGUGGUGCCAAAAUCUGGCUGUCCACUGAGACCCUUGCAAAUGAAGACUAAGAUGGUGUGAUGGUUUAGAGGUUUGGGGAGAAUACAGCCUAUCAGUUAACACUGCUAAAUGCGGCAUUGAACGCUGUAACAAUUUUUACAUACAAACAUUAUGUAAGUUUUGCACAAAUACUUAAAAGCAAAGCGAGUCAUGCUUCAAAUCGCACAAUUUUGUCUUUCAGUAGUUCUCAUCUGCUAGGGCUUCUGGUCCCUAAUUCCUUCUGUAGUUUUGUGGUUUGGCUCAUUUGUAUGCGAUGGAGCAUUUCAUUAGCUAAUGAAAAGCUUGGUGUGGUUAUUAAUGAGGGUUCUGCUUAAAAUAGCUUUUUUCCCAGAUAGUGGCUGAAGUGAGUCUUGUGUCAAAACAGCUUGGUGAAUCAGAGUAGUUAGGUGCAGUGGACACAGACUGACAGCUGAAAUCUGGGAACAGACUUUUUUAUCAGAUUGCCUCUUCAGGAAGAAUACUUAUAUGCAUACAUGCAUACAUACAAACGUUCUGUGACUUGAUCACCCUAUGUAUGUGUUAAUGCGGUGUGUAUCUGGGGCAGGAGGGAGGUCCCCUUUUCUUUCUCUCCUCAAAAUGUAUUCAUUAACAGUUAGUCAGAUUUGUGCUCUUUGUCAUAAGCUUGACUUUAGACUAUAGGAAUCAACUUCAGGACAAUGCACUGUUAACCUUAAACAUUUACUGUAGAUAUGGUAUUGUAGUAGCUUUAGAAGUGCCUUUAAUUGGGAGGAACCAGUAGCAAGGUUACUCUAAUGCAGCUGACCCCCCCAACUUUUUACAAUAGCUUGUUAGGUAAGUGCUUGUUCCAUCCCCUGCCUCUACCUCCCCAUUUCUGGAAAUAACAGAAGGCCAGCUCAAGACACAGCAGGUUUCUCCUCUUUAAGGUUAAGCUUAUUUGUAAGCCUCACGAGAGCCUCACUUUUGUAGAUCAGCACCUCAAAUAGCAUUAUACGCCUGCAUGGCGUGUAUUUUAGAGCACGUGCAUCUGGAGUGGCCUUACGGGUGCAAGCUUUGUGCUAGGAAAGGCCAGCACUUACAGGACCCUAUUUUCCCCAGGCUAAAAAUUGCCUAACGUACAAAGCUGUUGGGGGCACUGUGUUUGGGUUGGUGGGGAGAAGCAGGCAGUUUCAUUGUAAAGGUGAGCUAAUGCAAGGGGGGGCAGACUUCCCUUUUUAACUAACCAAACCCCAACAACCUGGUUUUAUGCAAAGAAGCUGCGUGUGUGUGCACAUGCAGACAUGCACAUGCAUGUUAGGACAUAAUGCCAGAUUGGUUCUGGCCAACUGGUUGUGAGGAAAAAAACAUGUAUUCACCUCAAUUGCCUAAUUAUGCUGCAAGAUGGUCUGAGCAUGUUAAAUGGUCCACAAACCAGUUGUGUUUAUUUACAAGCUUGCUGGAGCAGUCAUCUACCUUGUUCAAUUCAUUAUUCAAAUGUUUGUAUUAGUUUGCUUUUGAGAUUUUUUUUUUUUCAUUAGCUUACAGCUUUCCCUGGCCUGAUACUUGACAUAAAAGACCUCAACCUGUGUGCUUAGUGUCUUUUGGUACCAAUUUUUUUUGUUUAAAAUUAGUUAAAACUAGGGUGUCUUUUUUUUUUUUCCUUAAAAGUAUAACUUUUUUUGGUUUAAAGGUACCAAAAAAUGUGUAAAUAAAUUAUUCCACACAGGCAGCUGGUGGAAUAAAAAAAAUUUAAUGUUUAGGCUAGUACCCUUUGGGGGAAAAAUGGGUACUAUAUUUAAACAGGAUUGUCUUUUAUAAGGAGAUUUCAGACAUUUUUACAUUUCAGUUCUAAGAUGUGUACAGAUGCUGCAGAUGGUCUUUGUAUUUUAUAUAUAUAGCAUGGGAGGAGGGGGUUACAAAUAAUAUGCCUUUAUAAUAAACAAAACCUGUCUAACUAUCUACUUGCCAAACAGAGUGAAAAAGAAAUGUUACCCAGUGCAAAAAGGGGAGUUAGGGAAGCAGAGGCUGAGGUGGUGAUGAGCACAGGGGGGAGCGAUGGGCCACCUCCUGUGGGGAGGAAGGGGAGCUAUCCACCUUUCCCUAGAAAUGCAGACCAGGUUCCGCUUCCUCACGUUCGCACGGGCCUCGUGUCUGAGUAAUUGGAACAACUACUGUGUGUCUGUGUGUGCGCGCAUGUGUGCCUCUGUGUGUUGUUUCUUCCUAAGUUAAACAUCUUAAUUUUUUUAAUUUACUUUUGAAAGACAGGUACUAAAUGAUAAUUUUAAAAUAUUCUCCACUCUGCACAGUUGCCUUAUCAAUAGUCAGUAGGGACUGCUCUGAACAUCUUUAGUAACUUUUGAAAGCAAUUUUGGGGUGUGAGUACAUAUCUUUAACUUCUAUGUACAGAAUACUGACAUACAAGUGUAUAUAUAUGUGUGUGUGUGUAUAUAUAUAUGUACUCAUUUUCAAAUUUUAAUUUCUGUUCACCAUUUAAAACAAGAUACUGUUAAUGCCAUUUUGGUGUUGCAAGAGUAGAAAAACUACCAAGCAGCUUAUCUUUUUUUUUGGCUGUUUCUAGAAAACGUGCACUAUUUUGGCUGUUACUGGCUGUUAUAUCAUGACUUUUGUAGUACACUGUAAACCAUGCAAGGGGGAAAUAACGAAACGCUGGUUGCGAUAGUUACAAGUCUACCUCCAGUGUCAUUAAUGACUGUGAGGUAGGGCGUAUUGCUUAGUGAUCAUGGUAGUAAAACUUUAUUCACCAUUUACUGACAUCCAUCAAAGAAAUUUCUUUCAUUCCAGAAACGCAUUGAAAAGUAUGUGUUUGUGUGUACAUGUACACCCAGGCCUGCACGUGUGUUUAAUGUGCACCUGCCUGCAAUACCACUUUGAUAUUAACUGCCUUGUAUUUUUAAUGAAAAUGUAGCAAGUGGGGCAAAGGUUUUGGCUUACUCUCAGAGGGAAAGACAUUAAAACCAAAAAAUUUCUAACAUAUAUUUAAGCAAGGGGCAAAAAUCUUAAAUUUGCCUCUAACGUGAGAGACACAAAUCUGUACCUCAAAUUGCUCUAGGCAGUAGGUUUCUAAUGCUGUUGCUGUGGUGGUUUAGAGUUCGCUAUUUCAACUGAACUAAAACCUUUGUGCCUGUUAAUGAUUUUUUGAGUAAAGUAGCAGUGCCAGGAAGAUUAUAAAAUCCUGAUGCUGAGUUGUGAAUGUGAAGUAAAUUAGACUAAAUAAAAGUUCAUACCUUUCCACAGCGAA